UUUUAAAUUUACAGCAGCUUUAUUACGGAAAAUAUUAUUGUAUUAGUAGUGUUUAAAUUAAGAAUGGCUCUUCCAACUUUGCCUUCAAGGUGGAGACACAAUGAUAUUGAAAAACAGUUGCAGAAAAUGCAUGAACAACAAAAUAAUUUUCGAAACUGUUGGAAUGAAACUGUAAAAUAUUAUAAUGGAAACUCAGUGCGAUCAAGUAUUCAACAAAAUUGGACAUCUGACCAUUCUUUUAGAAAAAGUAUGGAAGCUUACUCUUCACGAGAUGAAAAGAAUAAAAAAAUUGAAAAUCUUCAUAAACGUAGACAAAAAUUAGCUAAAUUUUUACAAGAUGAAAGGGAUCAAUUAGAAGCAGAAUUGCGCGGACUUUCUGUUGGAAAUUACUCAAGAAUUAGAGAAAUGAAAGAAAAAGCUGAAGGUUUGAAAUCCGCAAGAGAAGAAAAAAAUCGACAAAUUGCUCAGGAAAAACUCUACGAACAUUGGCAACGUAAUAAUCCUGAGUUACGAGCGGUUGAUUCGGAGUUACAUCGGGAACAUGUGAAAGAAGCUUGGAAAUAUCAAUUGAGUGAAAGAGUCGAACAAAAGAAUGAGGAAAUAGAGAAUGAAAUUCAGUUUGCUAACGAAUAUGAACAGGCUCGUGCUGAGGCCAUUGAAAACAUGCGCAGAAUAGAAGAGGAGAGAAAACUUGCUGAAAAAGAAAGAGCAGAGGUACUAAAACAACAAAUGAGAGAUUUAAAGGAACGUGAAGAAGAAGGCGAAUCACUCAAAAUGGAGGAAGCAAAGUUUUUAAAUGACCAAAUCAAGAUCGAAAAAAUUGAGGAGGAACGAAAAAAAAUGGAAAAGAGAGUAAAGCAGAGAGAAUUAGGUCGAUUUCUUCAUCGUCAAUAUAAAGCUCAGUUGAGAAGUCGAGCGCAACAAAUUCAAGAAGAAUUAGAACUUGAUCGACAAAUUCUUCAACGACUUCUAGAAGAGGAAUUAAGUCAAAGAGAAGUUCAAAGCGCCCGUCAAGAGAAAGCAAGACAAGAUGUCGCCUGGAUGAAACAAGUUUUAGAAGAUCAAAUCAAAUUGGAAAAAGAACGAGAAGCUGAACUUGAUCUUCUAUAUCGAGAAGAAGCGAGACAAGUUUGGGAAAAGAGAGAGGAAGAGUGGAGGAGAGAAAGAGAAGCUCGUGAGAGACUAAUGAGAGAUGUACUCGACGAGAGGUCCGAUCAACUCGCUUAUAAUAUGGAAGAAAAUCGACGCAAACAAAAAAGAUUAUUGGAAGAGAGAGAAGAAUUGAUUGCUCAUUUAGAGGAUGUGCAAAAAACAUCGAGACAGGAAAAGAGAGAGCAAGAGAAAAUAAAACUUGAACGUAAAGACGAACUCGAGCAACAAGCGACAUCAAGAAGAGAGAAAAUAAAAACCGCACGACAAAAAGAAAUGGAUGAAUUGAGAGAGCAAGAGGAAGCAGAACGAGAAUAUAAUAAAUUUGUCGUACAAGAAACAGAGAGGAAGCGUCAAAUCGGAUAUCAACAAGGUCAACAUGCAAGAAGACGAACUGCAUGGCAGUGAUUACAUUAUUUUGAUUCAUCAUCCACGCCUCAUGGUGCUUCUAUAAUGCAGUUCUGAAACAUCUUUGAAAUCGGCAUCUCACCUAAUAAUUGUUUAGAUGGAAAUAUAUAUGAGGGACAGUUUGGAACAUGGUAAUGGAAUUGCCAGAAUGACAAUAAUUAUAAUAAUAACCUGUUGAAUUUAGCAUUCACUGAUUACUGGUAACCAGAAAUGAUAUAGGUAAAUUUUGAAAUCUGUUUAAAAUUUUGUUGUAAUUUAAUGUUAUGAAUUCGUUAUUUUUAUGUUUUGUUGUAUCCCAAAUGAAUAUUUUUACAUGCAAAAUUGGGGCUGUCUAUUUGUUAAAACCUUCCAAGCUUUCCUAUCCAAUGAAUAUUAGUUAGUUUCAAAAUAUUAGUCUGAAUUCAACUGAGCAAUUGCCUCUUCUCGAUACUGUACUAGGCGAAAUGCAUUUAAAAUACCAGAUAACUGUUUUCAUACUGUGUGUGGAUCACAAUCUGAACAGGAAUAGUAGUCAAAAUAGGUGAACACUGAACAGGCAUAUAUUUAUUGUUUAUUUUUUUUUUCCAAAUUUCAACAUUCUAUUUUUUUUUAUAAGUACUGUGCUGUGUUAUUGCAUUUGACCAUUGUGCGAAAAAUAAUGCAUAAUGAGUUUUCAUGGACAUCUUUUAAGUAGGCACUGAGCUCAAAUUUUCGAGACACUGAAAUAUUUUAUUAAUUAGAGAUAACUGGAUUGAAUGUUGAUUGUUGAGUAAUACAGGUAUUGAUUUUGUGUAAAUUUUUUUAACCAUGUACAAGUGUCAUGGACAUCUAAAUUAUUUGAAAUUUGAAAAAAUCAUUUUUAUUCUUUGCUGUUGUGUAUUCAUGCUUUACGUACAUGAGCCCACCAGUUUGAAAGAAUAUGUGAUAUACUCAGUGGUGGGGCCAUGAUGAACCAGCGAGCCUGGUGUUGUUUUUUAGAGCUAUAACCUAUAAGUUUGGCAAAGGAAUGAAAAAACCUGUUCACUGAAUAUACCGUGUAUCCUCGCAUAUAAGACGAUUUUGAAACUCAAAAAAAGUUGCCAAACCAAGGUUGGGGGAGGUCGGCUUAUACGUGCAUUUCUCUGAUAUUACUCAAAAAAAAUGACAUUAUGCUAACUUAAUUCCCACAGCUACAACUCGAACCAUGCUGAGUUCUAACGAUAAGAGCGUAUGACUUGUUAGGUCGGCUUAUAUGCAAAUUUUUACAAGUUCACCGUUUUGGGGGGUUGGCUCAUUUGUGAGAUUGGCUUAUUUUGUAAGGAUAUACGCAAUCCCAAGUAUUUUGAAUCUGCAACGAUCUAUACUCCUUUUUUUACCUAGGUUCAAAAUUAGUAUUGUUUCUAGUUGUUGACUGUUGUAACUAUCAUUUUUUAUUAUAUUUUAUUGUGGUAUGACACAAGCACAACAGUUCACGAUAUUUGUUGUGGUGUGUACCUAGUUCAAUCCAGAGUUCUAUAGGGCAUAUCAUAUCAUUGAAUGAUUUUUUCCUACGGUAUCUUCAAAUCUGUUGGUCCAACAAUAGAUUUUCUGCAAAAUGACAUUCCCCCCUCUAUGUCAGCCUUUGCUCAUACUAUUCAAUACUUUCGUUUUAAGAAUAGUUAUUACUCAAUAGUGAAUAUUCAUUCAUUUACUGGAAAUUUGUAAAGCAAGUUUAUUUUCCUUGGUGCAUUAGAUGUUUAUGUUUUAUGUAGUGACUACCUUUGGUUAUUAUUGUAUCGUAUGUCCACUUUCACGUUUGAACAUUUUUAAAGGUCAUAAAAUAUGUGUUUUCACUUUAUCAUAAUUGUGUUGUUCAAAUUUUACUUGUGCUGUGCAGAUGAUCUUUGACUUCCAUCGGUAAUAUUAAUCUUCAUUUUGGUUGCGUUAAACUGUAGGCUAUGUAACUUUUCGUGUUUAGGAAAAUCAUAAUUUAAAGUAUUAGCAUUUUGAGCUAUUUGCAUUCAAUUUUACUAAAAUUGAAAAUGACUUAUCUAAAUCAGGUCUUCUCAAACUGGACCCUUGGGGCCAUGGAGCGGUUCUUUUGGGGCCACAACCAAAGCCCUUCACUCAGUACCAUUCGCCAUGGCUAAAUUAAUUUAAAAUAAAUUGAUUGUGAUUUGUGUAAUUCGUUGAUUGCAUGCAUUUCAUUUAAUGCUUCGCUUUCGUUUGUUGGAUUUUUAUUAGUACCGGUAAGUGCUGGAUAUUGUUAUAGAAAAGCAGGGGACCAGAGUCUUUGGAAGGAACCACAGAUCAUGAUUAUUUGGGGACCACUGAUUUAAAUCAUUUUUCAGAUAUUCAAAAUAACUUUUCAUGAAGUUCAUCUUACAAAAUACUUCCAGUCAAACUGUAAUAGUAGCCAGUAUAGAAAGUAUGAAGAAUUUCUAUCUUGUUCUAACAUGGUAAAUGUAUAUCUUAAUUGCUGCUAUAAUUCACGUGGUAAAGGAUUGUAUGUAUUUGUAAAUUGUAUUUUAUAUUGCAUUGUAAUAUACAUGUUGUAACAAAAAUAUAAAACUAUUUUGAUCCUAAAUUUUCUCUAUGCUUUGUCAAUGUUAUGUAGUUUCACAUUGUGAUAUUUUUCAG
This is a messenger RNA of Styela clava, 4134 nucleotides long. Its product is annotated as trichoplein keratin filament-binding protein-like. Gene Ontology annotation, cellular component: keratin filament. Lineage: Eukaryota; Metazoa; Chordata; Ascidiacea; Stolidobranchia; Styelidae. The record is from RefSeq and is a predicted model, not a curated record. Gene Ontology annotation, biological process: apoptotic process.